Rhipicephalus microplus (southern cattle tick) is the source of this 1113-nucleotide messenger RNA. RefSeq lists its product as uncharacterized. NCBI's taxonomy places the organism in Eukaryota, Metazoa, Arthropoda, Arachnida, Ixodida, Ixodidae. The record is from RefSeq and is a predicted model, not a curated record.
GUAUCAGCAGUUUCGGCGAAGAGCUUUUCGCAAGUUUUGUUGCAAAAUUAACAUGGAAUCGUCGUCCCAAGCUGACCACAAUGAAUGCGUCGAGGCAGUCGAGGAGGUUGACAACAAGAAGGCGGUGCAGGCAGAAAUAAACGCGCUGCAACAAACGCCGUCCGUGUCAGCCGAAAACUACAACCCCGAACCUGCAGAACCAGCAACACCCGAAAAUAUGCAAGCCAGUGGCUAUGCGUUGGCGGGCGAACGUGAAAAUGUGCCUCCUGAAGAACUGGAAAAUUAUGGCACAGUCGAGUUUGCAAUCGAAAGACCUGACGAACGUGAAAAUGGAUUUCAAGAAGAGCCGGAAAGUCACAGCGCAGUUGGAUAUUCGUUCGAGAGACAAGAUGAGCUGUUUCCUGAAGACGAGCCCGAAGAACCUGCAGAUUCUCCCGCUAAUGAUGGCUUUACACAGUUCACGAGCGAACGCCUUGGUGCAAGAGUGCAUCGUCUGGCCGAGAAGAUUGCUGAAGACACGGGCAAGGUUUCCCAGAAUUGCGAAAACCUCGCUCUUCGAGUGUCAGCGCGUCGUGAUGAUCUCUUGCGACGCAACGAGCAGCAAAAGCAAAGGAUCGACACCCUCAAAAGCAUGCUCCUUGAUAACUUGAAGAAGUACUCGAAAGAUGGCGAGUAGCUGAGUCAACACUGACAGCAGACAGCAAAGUCUUGGCACUGCGAUGCACAGAACAGUUGAAGAAGUGGGCGACAACUUGCAUAAAAUUCUUCAGAAGAGUGAAGAAAGCCUUGACUGUUUAUUGAAAUUAUGGGAUGCUAUUCUGUAGGAUGAACAAGAUAAAUUGGAGAAGUUUGAGCGUGCCAAAGCCUUUAUGCUUAGUGUUUUUGAAAACUACACACAGGAGUAGUUGGGGCAAAUGACAGCACCCUAGCUUUUGAAUUGAAGCAAUGUAUGAAGACUUUCUAAAACAGCGAAGGCCAGUACGGAUGAACGAAAUUCCAAAAUUUACUUCUUUUGAUCACACUUCAAGAACCUAUGUGAACUUUGUUCAGGCAAGAAUGCGCUGUUGAUACCUUGAAUGCAUUUAAGUCAAUAAAAAAGUUAUAGUUCCACAU